AUGCAGGUAUAUCUCUCAUAUCUCGAGGCUGAGCAACGCGUCAGUACUUGGAAAAGCAUAACGUCCAAAAGCAUCAUGGAAUUCAGUAGCAGUGAGAGUACAAUGGAUUCCGACCGGCCCCCUCGACCCCUGCGAUCAGCAACCAAGAACAAGAAAAGAGCUAUGACUUAUGGGUGCUGGUCCCGAUUGCACGAAUAUGUUGGAAAAGCCGCCGGCCUCGAUCAUGCAGAAUCGGAGUCUUUAUCGAAAACGGUAGAACAACAAGUACGCCAACUUUUAAAAGAAAGACCUGGGAUACCCUGGAAAGAUUACGAUUCGAAUGACAAAGAUUGUUGUUUGGAAUCAACAGAAACAAUGCUUAGGGUAAUAACCAAAAAGACAGUCCCACGGGAUAGGCUUGAGUGGAUGAUAUCGCCGCUUAUAGAUACACUAAUCGAUGCUCAAGAAGAGAAAGUGAAGGGAAAGAAGGCAGCAGCUAUCCGUGUCGACAAGAAGAAUCCAGGCGUACUACCAAGCAGGAGCCCGACAGCACCCAACUCUUCAUCUGCUAUCCAUAGCACGCACUUUGAUGCUACUAGUAACACGAAAGCCGAUACUGACAAGUCCCACGUCAAAGCCAAACCAUACGACCCUGUUAGAGACCUUUGA
Bipolaris oryzae ATCC 44560 is the source of this 648-nucleotide messenger RNA. RefSeq lists its product as uncharacterized. NCBI's taxonomy places the organism in Eukaryota, Fungi, Ascomycota, Dothideomycetes, Pleosporales, Pleosporaceae. The record is from RefSeq and is a predicted model, not a curated record. The coding region runs from base 1 to 648 and encodes 215 amino acids. The transcript is spliced from 5 exons.